UUAUUUAUUUUUUUUUCGCACUUUUUCAUACGCUCGAUAACACCUUUCUCAUCUCCCUUUUCAUCCCAUUUCAUCUGCCAUCACCUGCGUUCUCAUCCUUUUUCCACAGCGCUCUUCACUUCUAUUCUAUCUUCACCCACACCCUACCAAUAACAGCACACAUAAUGGCCUCAUUACAGGCACGGUCAAUGGCCCUCCUGGCCCUCCUCUGCCUCUUCAUAUCCACGGUCCUUGCUCAAGGACCCGUAUCAGCAGAUUUGCCAGACGUUGGAGGAAAACCUGGUGACGUGACCCGUAUCACAAUCAGCGGAACGAUUGUCGCAAUCGUCUUGAUGGUCGCUGGCUUCUUGUUUGCGUUCUUUGGCCACAAGUUCUUCAAGAUCACUCUCUUCCUCUCAGGAUUCUAUGUCUGCAGCACCUUGGCAUGGAUUGCACUCAAGAACUUUGAGCCCUCGAGUGGAUAUGGCACGAACUCACAGUGGAUCUACUUGGGUGUCUCUGCCGCGGCUGGUCUCUUGGGUGGUGGUCUCUUCUUGUGCUUCUGGCGUCUUGGAUUCGCAGCAUUGGGCGCGAUUGCUGGAUUCUACCUUGCGAUCUUUAUUCUCUCCUGGGCCUCGAACGGUGUGAUCUCGAGCGGAGUCGGCCGGACGAUCUUCAUCAUUGCGUUCGUGAUCAUCGGUAUCGUGUUAACGUUCUUUGUGGAGCGCCAUGUAGUCAUUCUGGGCACGGCCCUCGUGGGUUCGGGAUCGUUCUUUGUCGGACUCGAUAACUUUGUGCAUACAGGAUUCUCUGAUGCAUUCAUCCAGUUCUUGUCGGGCAAGCAGACGGGAUUCGUCAAUGGCAAUGGGUACACGGUCUCGGGCAAAAUCUAUGGAAUGCUCGCAGGCACGUUGGCGAUGUUUGUGAUUGGUGCGUGCUUCCAGUAUUACAAGCACCGUGGUUCUUGGGUCCCUAAGACGCAUCGUCCUCAUUACCAGGCUCAGCCUUCGUACCAGCAUGUUUAAAGACCGAAAAACCGCUGGAAGCAUUCUCUUGCGCUAGUUGUGAUUUACAGCGAGCAAUUUGAACAUAGGAAAAAUAGCAUCAUAACUCAUAACUCAUCGUCAUCAAGCAAUGCUUUAUUUUUUUUCUGCAAUAAAAAAAAAGGCAACUGUAAAUAUUUCCUCAA
Molecule: messenger RNA, 1168 nt
Organism: Gamsiella multidivaricata
Lineage: Eukaryota; Fungi; Mortierellomycota; Mortierellomycetes; Mortierellales; Mortierellaceae
Exons: 3
Coding region: 165-1004 (279 amino acids)
Cellular component (GO): plasma membrane
Source: RefSeq, a predicted model, not a curated record